Bactrocera oleae (olive fruit fly) is the source of this 12037-nucleotide messenger RNA. NCBI's taxonomy places the organism in Eukaryota, Metazoa, Arthropoda, Insecta, Diptera, Tephritidae. The record is from RefSeq and is a predicted model, not a curated record.
UGUGACUGUUAUUGAUAAUAUAUUAAGAAAUUUUGAAUAUUCCAUUUCUUAGUAAGCGACAUAUUUUCCACACAACUGAAAAUUAUCUAAAAAUUAUGUUCUUACAACAGAGCUUAUUAUAAUUAUAUAAUAAACACAAUUUCUAUAUAACCCUACCCAAAUGUGUGCCUAAUUAGUUUGUAAUAUGUGGCAACUUUAUAUAGAACAAAAGUUUGCAAACGUGUGGCACUGUUCUUAAUAUUUGGCAAUCGUUGAGGAGUUCGGGUAGAACAUUUCUCGUUGGAAAAGUCUGAACUUUUAUUUUAUUCUGAUAAGAAAUUUCAUUUCAAAACAUUACAAAAAGCUAUUCAAGUAUUGAAGUGAAAAGUGAAGAUUGUGUGUAAACUAAAUUCAUGCAAGAAUGUGGAAAAUUAAUAGUUAUAGUUUGAAAAAAUAAAGAUUCUUAUAUGAAUUUUCUGAAAGUGAAAUGACACUAAGAAGGCAAGAGUUUAGAACUAUACUCGACGACGAAGGUGGUGGCGACGGCCAUUAAGGAAUUCGUGAGAUUGAGAUGAGUUAAUUCGUCAAAGUAUCGUCGGGAUUCGGUUAAAGCUAAACAAAGUGUCGCCAGCAGAGGGGAGUGGUGAUUGGGAGUGCUGCCAGAUGUAACAGUGUAGCACUGCCUUAAAGAUUAACGCAUAUUUUAGCAUUUGUUUACAAUUUUUUUAUAUAUGAAAGAAUGGGAAAGUAACAUUUGAGUGCGUAAAAAUGAUUAAAACUAAAAGCUAAAUAAGUGAGUAAUAGUUGUGAUCCAAUUAUAUCAGCUAAGUUAUGGUGUAUGCACCAAAAGUGAGAAUUAUAAGCGGCAAAGUGAAUAUGCAAAUUUUAUAUAAUUUUAAUAUAAAAGAAGGUGUAAUAUGUAAUAUAAAAUCAAAUAUUUUUCAAGGAUUGGUAAUUUGUAAGAAUCCUGCCUUUACGCUAACAAGCUGUAUAUGUGCAUCUUUACAAAUGAAUGUCUAUACAUACAUCAUAUGUAUAUGCAUAUCUAGUAUUAUACGAAAUAAUCAACAAUAAGUAUAUGUAUGUAGAAUCUUACAAUACUUUUCAAUAGCAAUAAAUUUGAAGAUUAUAAAAAGUUAUAAAAUAUUUAAAAUCAAUGACAGUGCAGAGCACUUCAAAAUAUUAUCGAAGAUGUUCGCCAUGCAGAACAGAAUUCUGUGGUGUUUAGAAAAUGAAUAGUGAACAUGCAACAGUAAAAGCAACUCCUGGUGAGUCAGCGAAAGCCACAAUUACUGUAGCCACAGCUAAUGAAUUGAAUCGACAAUAUCAACAACAUCAACAACAGCAACGACAUUCACCACAGCAACAUAUUAACAAUUCUCAUCAUUUGCAGCAACUGCAAUUACAGCAACAACAGACGCAAAACCAUCAACUGAACGAGCAUCCUCAACAUGUUGCAGCCACAACAAAUCCGAAGACAACAAACAGCACAACAACAAUUGCAGCUGCAGCAGUCGCAGCAACAGAGUAAUUUAAUGUCGUUGAGCAGUGCGAGUGGUGGGGGUGGUGGUGGCGUCUCCACUGCUAUAGUUACAACCCCCUCCACAAUAGCCACUGUCAGCGCCGGGGCUGGAGGCGGCAUGGUUGGUGUUGGCGGUAAUACCUUAAUACCACUGGCAGCCCCGGUCCAACAUCAGCCAGUUUCAAUAGCCACUUUGACGGCGGCGACAAUUGCGGCUGUUGCAGCUGGAGGUGGCACACCAACCACCCUAACCGCGACGCCUGUAACUAUCGGUGGUCUGAGCAUAAGUGUCACGAAUCCUGCAACUGUCGUUACUGGCAAUAUUGCUGAUACAAAGAUAGGCCAAACGGCAUUGCAACAGCACCAACAACAAACGCAUCAACAGCAACAAACAAUAAAUUCAACUGGAGACACAUUAGCAACGGCCUCAACCACAACAACUGCACUAUUGCCAAAUGCACCAAACUUGAGCAAAUAUUGGGUAGUUUCAAAUGGGCAAGCGCUUCCCUAUAAUAUUUUGCCGAAUGGAACAAUAAUCACACAACAUCAGCGGCAGCAAACGACGGAACAGGAUACUCAUUCACAACAACAGGUUCAACUGCAGCAACAGCAGCAGCAGCAACAGCAACAACAACAACAGCAGCAGCAGCAACAGCAAGCUAAUGCAUUACAAAUUCACGCUGCAGUCAAUGCAAGCGAUGACAAUCGACAACAACAACAGCAACAUGUUUCGCAGCAGCAACAUGUAACCGCCGCUGUGCAGUCACAGCAAACUCAACAACAGCACCAACAGCCCCAACAACAACUCCUACAACGAGAAAAUAUUAAGGAGGAGAAACCAUUUUUAGAUAACGGGAAGCUAAAUCAAUCCAUAGUAAUGCAACACGUAGGCGCAACAGCUUCGUCCGCGCCGACGACAUCCGGUGCUACCACCAUAACUCUAGGUGCGCCGAAAACCGAAGUUAAAGACGAUGUUGGAAUGGGCAAACCGCCUAUUGAAAUGUAUAAAGUUAACAUUGAAGACUUUUCCCAGCUUUUCACCUAUCAUGAAGUUUUUGGUAAAAUUCACGGUGAUGUUAUGAAUCAGGCCGCACAUGCAGUGCCCAAUCCUGCACCACCACCACCGCACGGUAAUGCGAGCAACAAUGCCGCAGUUGCGGCCGUAGUGGCCAGCGCUAAUGCUGCCGCUGCUGCUGCUGCUGCGGCUGCGGCAGCCGCAAAUACAACAAGCGGUGUUGUUGCCCCCACAACAACUACCAAUUUAACAACGGCAAUCAGCACUAGUGGCACUACCACUGCCCCCGCAACUGCUGUAACAGCAACCCCAACUGUGACCGGGGAGCUUUUGAUGCCGAAAAUGGAGGGCGGCCUGCCGGUUGUGGAUCAAACAACAACCAUCGCCCUUGCUCCUGAUGGCACACCAAUCGCUACUGGCACACAUGUCUGUGACAUCUGCGGCAAAAUCUUCCAAUUUCGCUAUCAAUUGAUCGUACAUCGACGUUAUCAUAGCGAACGGAAACCAUUCAAUUGCCAGGUUUGUGGACAGGGCUUCACAACCUCACAAGAUUUAACGCGGCAUGGGAAGAUUCACAUCGGCGGACCAAUGUUUACAUGCAUCGUUUGUUUCAAUGUAUUCGCUAACAAUGCAAGUCUGGAACGGCAUAUGAAACGACAUUCAACCGAUAAGCCAUUCGCAUGUACGAUCUGUCAGAAGACAUUUGCACGCAAGGAACAUUUGGACAACCACUUUCGUUCGCAUACGGGCGAGACACCUUUCCGGUGCCAAUACUGCGCUAAGACAUUCACACGGAAGGAGCACAUGGUGAAUCAUGUGCGUAAACACACGGGUGAGACGCCACAUCGUUGCGAUAUUUGUAAGAAGUCAUUCACGCGCAAGGAACACUAUGUUAACCACUACAUGUGGCACACUGGUCAAACACCUCACCAGUGCGAUGUAUGUGGCAAGAAGUAUACACGCAAAGAGCACCUAGCUAAUCAUAUGCGUUCACACACUAAUGACACACCAUUUAGAUGUGAGAUAUGCGGCAAAAGUUUCAGUCGCAAGGAGCACUUUACCAAUCACAUUCUCUGGCAUACAGGCGAAACACCUCAUCGUUGCGAUUUCUGCUCUAAAACAUUUACACGCAAGGAACAUUUGCUUAAUCAUGUACGUCAACAUACCGGCGAAUCGCCUCAUCGUUGCACAUAUUGCUUGAAGACGUUCACACGCAAGGAACACCUAGUAAAUCACAUACGUCAGCAUACUGGUGAAACACCGUUCAAAUGCACCUAUUGCACGAAGGCAUUUACGCGCAAAGAUCAUAUGGUGAAUCAUAUAAGGCAGCAUACUGGAGAAUCGCCGCACAAGUGCACAUACUGCACAAAAACAUUCACACGAAAGGAGCAUUUGGUAAAUCAUGUGCGUCAGCAUACUGGUGAAUCUCCUCAUCGUUGCAGUUACUGCAAGAAGACAUUUACACGCAAGGAGCAUUUGACGAAUCAUGUGCGUUUGCAUACUGGCGAUUCACCGCAUAAAUGUGAAUAUUGUCAAAAGACAUUUACGCGGAAAGAGCAUCUAAACAAUCAUAUGCGCCAGCACUCCAGUGACAAUCCACAUUGUUGUAAUGUGUGCAACAAGCCAUUUACUCGUAAAGAGCAUCUCAUUAAUCAUAUGUCACGUUGCCACACCGGUGAUCGUCCUUUUGCUUGUGAGACUUGUGGUAAAUCGUUUCCUCUCAAAGGAAACCUGCUGUUCCAUCAACGUAGUCACACUAAAGGACAGGAAUGUGAACGUCCGUUUUCAUGUGAGAAAUGUCCCAAGACCUUUAUAUGCAAGGGUCAUCUUGUCUCCCAUAUGCGUUCGCAUUCGGGCGAAAAACCGCACGCCUGUACAUUGUGCAGCAAAGCUUUUGUUGAGCGUGGCAAUUUGAAGCGUCACAUGAAGAUGAAUCAUCCCGAUGCGGUAAUGCCUCCCCCGCCGCAACCUCAUCCGCAAAUCCCAGCUGGUAUAUUGACUUCGGUCAAAGAGGAAAUAAAACCAAUAUUUCUUCCUCAUCAAACACCGACCAUGCACACCAUCCAACAAAUUACAUCGGGCGCAGCUGCGGCAAAUGCUGUGCAGUUGGCCCCUAGUCUAGUGCCGUUGGUUACCUCAACGAUAACUUCGCAUAAUAAUCAGAAACCGCAGCAGCAGCAGCAACAACAACAGCAACAACAACAACAACAGCAGCAACAAGCACAUCAACAGCACCAACAACAAGUGCAACAGCAGCAGCAACAACAUCAACAGCAGCAACAGCAGCAGCAACAACAACAACUACUGCAAUUAUCUAUACAACAUCAACAACAGCAGGAGCAACAUCGCCAACACCAGCAACAGCAACAGGCGCAUCAUCAACAAACACAAGCGCAAGCACAACAACAAGCUCAUGCGCCACAACCUCAACCACAACAACCGCCACCUGUGCCUAUCGCACUAAUACAAACCGAUCCGAGCGUCUUGGCACGUGCCGCCAUGCAAUUGCAGCACCUGCCAGCGAAUGUCGAGCAGCAUCCGGUGGUUUACUAACAGCAGCAUAAUUUCACACACUGGUGAGGCGCGUUGACGGCAGCGUUCAAUAAUAAUAAUAAUAAUAAUAAUAACAAUAACGUUAAUAAUAUUAGCGAGGUGGAUAGAACGGUGCUGAGAUAAACGCGAGGUUGCAGCUGCUAUUACAAUGGCGCAAUGGCGACUGGGGCUUAGUAAUGCAACCGAGACUGGAAGUUGAUGGCGUGAUUGUGAAAAUGCAACAUUUUAUAUGGCGCGUAUGCAUUAAAGUAAGACGGUAUUCGUAUAGUAAAAGAAAUUUAUUUUUCUGCACUUAUUUCUAAGUUGUUAAUUUAAGCCAUUUAUACAAACAUUAACCGUGCUGCAUUACUGUAAAUGCACAUAUAUAUCUUGAGUCCAAUAUUAAGACUACAAGCAACAUUUUUAUUACUGUAAUUAGAACAUAAGUUUAAAACCCAUUUAAUUUGAAAAUGAAGUCAAGAUUGUCGCUAUAAUAUCCAAAACCUCGCGACACGCUGUUCUCCGCUUAGAAUAAACCUGAAUUAGUGAGUAAUUUCUUAUUCUAUUGUGCUGAUUUGAAAACUCUAUUUUUAAGCUUUACUUUUCACCUUUACUGUUUAUUUCGAACUUUUUGUGUUGAAAGUCCCAAAUGGUAGUUUUGUGCAAUAUUGACGAGUUUUCUAAAGCUCUACUUUUAAAGUAGUGGCAUUUCUUUUUACAUAAACAGUGUUAUUCACGCUUACUUAAUUCAGAUUUACGCUAAUCAGGUUAACAGUAUGUUUGGGUAAAAACGAUUGGAUGUGUGCUGAAUUGUGAAUGUUUAGUUAACACAUUACCUAAAAGUGUUACUUAAAAUUUUUGAACUGCCAAAUUUGAGUUGGCAUCAUAUAGUUCAGACUUUAAUAAAUUAUUAUGUUCAAGGAAAGUUUUUGUAAAUUACUUUUAUUUAAAUAAUUGUUAAUAAAAAUAUGCUUCCAAAUGCUUUAUUUAUUUUAAAUCUUAUUAAAAACAAUAUAAAAACCAACAUUUUAGACACACAAUAUCGAGUAAAAUUUUCCUACAGUUUUAAUAUGUCACAUUUUGCAUUAUAAUUACUGAAUGUAUUUUCGAAAAUCAUGUUCUCUUCGUUCUACGAUUUCUUUGCACACUAUGGAGAAUACAAAUCGUGCCAUCCAAUUUAAUAUACCUAUAUAUAUGCUAUAUGUUUAAGAUACAUACAUACAAAUAUACAAGGUAUCAACGAGAGAUGUAUAUAAUGCAAUGCAUACAAACAUAUUUAAAAAUAUGAUUAUAUGUAGAAAGAAGUAUUUUGAAAAUAUCGCCAACAACAUGUAGUGAGGUUGUGAUCUCGAUAUUUGUUUUCACCAUUAAAUUUUUUUUUUCGACUUUAUCUUUAUUAUCUGCAGCUAAAUGGUUUUGAAUUUUACUGUGACAACCAUUUUUAAUUAAACUACAAUUUAUUAAAUAUUUAAAAGUAAAAUAUAAAAAGAUACGCUGUAUUAUUCGCAUUUUAGAAAUGAGUAAAAUUAAGUGACUCUCAAGAGCGGUGAGAGGUAAUUAGAAUAAAAGUGAAAACUAUUGUCAUAAUUGACUUUGAUUUAUUUUUUUGUUGGAUAGAAACUUAAGUAUAAUAUGAAAGAUAAAAUUAGAUGUGUAGUAGUAUGGCUUUAAGCGUAGUAUAUGCAAAAAUUGUAAAUUAAAGUUAAACAUUUGAAAUUCGGUAUUACUAUUAUUGGUGAAAGAAACAAAAGAAGAAAAAUUAAAAUAUGUACGCAAGCCAGCAUAAGAACGUGUACAAUUCCAAAUUAAAUUAUUCAUUUACAUGCAACUAGAAAUUAAGGCAGCAGCAAUAAUAAGAAAAUAUUUAAAGUCUAAAAUAAAAGCCUACGAAAAAAUUUUAAAGCGACAACUUAGUGAACAUUAAAAGAAAAUCAUUAAAUUAGUUAUACAUACAUACAUGCUAUACAUACUAUAUAUAUAUAUAUAUAUAUAUAUAUAUAUAUAAAUAUGUUAUUGGAUCCGUUAAUCAGAAAGUAGUUGAUCUAACGCGUAUUACACGUACGUACAUAUACACAUAAAUACAUAUAAAUACAUACAGUUGAUAAGUUUGUUUCCGAACUACUAGUAGCUGCUAGCUACCAUCAGGAAGAAAAAUGUGAAAUUGACAAUUUACUCUCACAAAGAGCGGAAUAAGGAACAAGUAAACACUCGGAGAAAAACAGAAGAAAAUAUCAUAAUAUUGUUUUUAAUAAUCAUAUCAUAUAAACACUUGAAAAUUAAUUAAUAGAAUUUUUAUUUUAAUAAUUCAACACAAUUAAAAUUAAUAAAAUCAAAGCAAAUUUCAAGUAUCAGACUUUUUUACAUGUUUUUAAACAGCUAUUUCAUCAUAUGGCAGUAGUUAAUUUCUGCUAGCAGAAACUAACAGCUCUCUUACGCGCUCAACUUGUGCUCUCUUCUGCUAGUUUUUUGGGUUAAGAAUUGCUUUUCAAGCAGAAAUUUGGCUAGCAAGUGAUAGUUAACAGUGAAGAAACAAACCUAUUGUAAAACAUCAAAAUGUUAACAAGGAAUUCAUGUAAAAACCAUAAAAAAGUUGAAUUGACAUUAAGGGUUACAAAAUAUUUUCGCAAGAAAAAGCCCGCUCUCAAGUAACACAACCUUAUAUAAUAUGAUCUUUGUAUUUUUUUUUUUAACUUUUUUUAAAUUUUCUUUUAUUUGUUUUCUAAUAAAACCGUUUACAUAUUUAUUAUCUACAUUCAUCUAUACGUUCUACUUUUUAUUAUAUUAUGACUGACCCAAAUUUAUAUUUCCACUGGUGCAGAAAGUAUUCAAAUAAUAACAAAAAUCAUUCAUACACCAUUUACUUUCAUACAUACAUAUUUAUCAACUGCAUACACACAAAUACAAUAUCUAAACUAACUAAUUAUACAUAGCAACAGCAAAUAUAAAACUAAACAUAAAAAUAAUUAACUGUUAACGCUUUAAUUUACAAUUAAUUGAUACGCAUAAAUAAAUGUACGAUAAAAGGAUAACGGAUAGUUAUUAAUAAGGAACCAUACAAAGGUGGGGUUUGAUUUUUUCGUAUGAGCAGCAGCGUUAAGAAAGCGUAGUAAACGAUAACACCAGUAAAAUAAUUUAUAAGAAAUAGCAAUCUAAUGCUUACAUAUAUACACACAUUACUAAUAAAUAAAAGAAUGCUAAAAUUAUUGCAAACAUAGUGUUAGUUGAUAAUAAUAUAUAUACAUACAUAUAUACAAUAUACAUUUAGGCUCAUUUACUAAGCUAACAACUAAUACAACAAUGAUUGUUAUUAUAUGGGUAUAAAAGUAAUGCAAUUAAUAUAUAUACUAAUGGUUAAUUACAAAACCAAAAACACACAAAAAUAUAAAGAUUUUGAAAUACAUUAUUAUGCGCGCUGAGCGUUCGAUAAGCAUAAAUGCAAGGGUGACAAUGAAAAACAUAUACAUACAAGUAUGUAGGUAUUUAUAGCUAAAAUAUGCAACUAACUUUGCACAAGCACUAAACAAAUUAGGAGCGUUGAAGAACAUAGACAAUGUCACAUGUGUAAACGCUUAAAUAAUGUAACUGCAUAGUAUUGAGUAUUGACAUAUUGGUGGCUACUUGGUUACAAUAUCGGUACACUUUGUUGGUCGCAAAUAAAAUUCUUAUGAGCAAGACGCUUACACGGUAAUAAAUGAGAAAGGGCUAACACUUCACUGUACAGACUGGCCACCUUAUGUACUAGCGCAUAGCUAAGAAGAGUUAAUUAAGAAAUGAUAAUGGCAAUGUUGAAAGUUUCUUUUAGCUUUGUAAAUGUGCGUUAUUUUUUAGCGGCUUCCAGAAAAUGUGUAAUUGUGCGAAAUUACAAAAAAAAAAAUUAAUAAGUGUAUGCCAAUCAAAUGCGCAGUCUACUAGAAUGUGUAUGAAGUUACAUUUACACUGAAAAUGUAUAAAGAUAUACAUACAUAUGUAUUAUUAUUAAGAAGAAGAAUAUUAUUGCUGAUCGCUUUAUCGCUGAUUAACAUAUUUAAAAAUAUAUAUUGGAAUUUAAACUUUAAAAAAGUAAAAUACCAACCAAUUAAAAAACGCAUAUAUAUAACAAUAUAAACAAAACAUAAUUAAAGUUGUAAUAAUAAGAAAUAGUAAUAAAAACAUAUCCUUGUAUCAACUAAAUCACAGUUUGUCAAAUGAAAGCAAAAAUUAACAUGUUUUAAUAAACAAAAAAUAUUGUAGCGCAUAAAAAUAGAAAUGUAUGCACUGUUUUAAGUUGAACUCUUAAAUGAAAAGCUUACAAUAGAUCGUUAAACAAUUGCAACAACAGCAAGAAAUAACAAUUGCUAUAAACAUAAACCUUACUACAUAUAUAUUUUAAUGCACUGCAAUUAUAUAUACAUAUAUAUUUGAUUUGCUUUUGAAAAUAAUAUGAUCCUGUGUUUUAUUUAUUUCUUUUGUGGUUUGUUAUUUUUAAGAUUUUUUUUUGUCAAAAUCAAUUUUUUUUUCUGGUCUGAUUUAAUUUUUAUGGCGGUGAUUUUAUGACAUUUCUAGUUUGUUGUAUUUUUACCAAUUUUAUAUUAAACACCACCAGGGUUGCGAGUUUUUUGAUUCAAAAUUUUUGGAUUUAAAAUUAAUUCCAACAUCAGUUUUUAAUAUACUAGUUUUACUAGUAAAAAUUAAAUUUUUGAUCCUAAAUAUCGUGUUUUAAAAAUUGAGAAAACAUUUGUUAUUGCAAAAAUUGGUGUAACAAAUUUUAUUUUAUUUUAUAUUUUUUCAAAAAGAAAGCUGGAAUGAAAAGGGAUAAAAAAGCAAAAUUUACAUAGUUUUUCCUGAAACAUUAAAAUUAAAAGCAAUUUAAUACAAAUAAGACGAAAAGAGCUAAACUAUGUCGAUAUUUCAUUAAAAAUAGGUUUUCCUUUUCAAAAUGUGACCAAAUGGUAGAGCAAGCACAAACGCGAAAAAAAUGAAAAUUUUAGUAAUUUCUUAUUUAAUUGUAAUUAUAAGCUUGGAAGUAAAUUUUUAUUUUUCAAUUUUUAUUUGGGAUUGAAAAUUUAUAGGUUUAUCGGGAUUACGAAAUAAAUAAAUAAUUCAAAUUAAAUGUUAAUUUAAUAAUAUUUUUAAUGCAUUAUUUGCAACCCUACACUAUCUUUAAUCCGUGUUCUUCUGUAUUUUACAUUUGCAAAACUAGUUUUUGUUUCAUUUCUAUUAAUUAUCACAGACUCAACAACAUAACAGUAUAAUUAAUUAUAUGAAAGAACUAAGGGCGAAAAAACCAUGCAGGGAACAAUUUUAAAUUGUAAACUUUUACUCAUAAUAUUAAAAGAUUAACAAAAAAAGAAACAAUACAAUUAACUGAGACAAGACAAUGUUACAGUGUGCACUAAUUACACGCAGAAAUUAAGAAAACACUAAUUUGAUAAUCUUAACUUGUUUCAAACGUAGUCUCCUUAUAUGACUAGCUGGGGUGCCCCAUAAACAGCAACAGAUGUACCAAGUAUCUUACAAAAUUCUGCUUUAUAAUUCAAUAACAUUUCAUCUUCAACUAAAAAAUUCCCAUUCUUCUUCUCCACUUUCCAUUUCGUCACAGAAAACUACUAAAAGUAAUAAUAUUGCUUAACUUAAGAAAAAUGUUAAAAGGGUGGUGGUUAUGUCACCUAUGUAUACUGAUAAAGACUAAACUAUUAGGAACUUUUCAUGCAAAAAUUAGUAGUUAUGUUUUCGGAAUUCUUUUAUCUGUUUUUUUGAUGCCCAAAAAUUCAAACAUAUUUAACAAGAAAUAUCUCAACACCAAUAGAUGACAAGUUAACUUUAUGAUGAGAAAUCUCGAUAUAUGUAUAUUGGAAGCUUUAAGUAAGUAAAGAAUAAACACUUCUAAUGACACGCUUGAACAGAUCAAUCCAAACAAAUUAACUGAAGCAAAAGCGUCAUGUUUCCUAUAAGUAAAUAAAAUGCAAUAAUCGCAACCUACAUACAUAAAUACAUACAUUUAUAGGCGAGUAAACGCAGUAAAUAUAGACACAUAUACCAAUAACAAACGUAAAUCAAUAAACAUCUAAUAAACAAAUGAAGAAUAAAUUAACAUAGCCGAAAACAGCAGCCACGUUUGUGAGAACAAUAAGCAGUUUAAAGCAUAAAAUAUAAGCAUGCCUACAUACAUACAAUACCUUAUUAUUAAACUCAUAAUUCCAUGCAUACUUACAUUAAUUACAGCAAGAAUGCGACGGAAAGGAUUAUAUAUAAAUUAUAUACAUAUAUAUAUAUAUUAUAUACAAAAAUAUUCACAAAUAUAUCUAUAUAUAUAUACAAUCGUAUACAUGACAGUAUAUACAUUCGUAUGUGUACCCAAUAUAUACACAUAAAUAUACAUACAUAUAUAUAUAUGAAAAUUACUCAUUAUAUAAGAAUGCAACUGAAGUAUACAGUAAAGAUUCAAUUUAGAGUAGAUAAUAAUGUAAUAACAAGAUGAAAAAAAAAAAUAAAACAAAAAAACAACAACAAAAAUAAUAUAGUAGCAACGUAGCAGGACCAUAGAAAAUACCUAACUAAUCUGUAAUCAGCAAGGAUAAUUACAUACAUACAUAAGAACAUAUUUUACAUACUUAAAAAUCAACUAACCUUACACCACAAUAAACAGCGACCGUUAAGAAAAGCCCGGUUCAAUCAAUUGGCAUAUGGCAGAUUUGGCAAAGAAAUUGAAAUUGUAAAAUGACAUUCACAAAACGCAUGCAAACACACAUCUACAUACAUAUACCUAUAAUUUCAUAAGUAUUUGUAAACAAACGAACUAAAUUAAAAUUGUGAAGUUGAUAGCAAAGUGGGCAAUGUAAAGUUAUUUAUAAAAUAUAACACAUAAACACACACCCAUGCAUGCAAAUUAGAAAUACACAUAAAUCAACACAAAAAUGAUGUCGGUGAAAAGUUUAACGCAACACAUGAAAAAUAAGCAAGGAAAUAUUAAAUAUGUAAAAAUAAGAAUUUUAGAAAAAUGUAUUGAAAAA